Messenger RNA from Catharus ustulatus (Swainson's thrush), 1242 nucleotides. It is a transcript of the gene HSPBP1, whose product is annotated as HSPA (Hsp70) binding protein 1. The record is from RefSeq and is a predicted model, not a curated record. The coding region runs from base 135 to 1136 and encodes 333 amino acids. The transcript is spliced from 7 exons. NCBI's taxonomy places the organism in Eukaryota, Metazoa, Chordata, Aves, Passeriformes, Turdidae.
CCUUUUCCGCCAUUUGGCCCCGCCCACUCCAAGAUGGCGGCGCCCAGGCGCGCCGGGCGGCGUUAGGCGCUCCCGCGGGGUCCCGAUCGCCCCUGAGGGGUCGCGGGAGCGCUCUCCGGUGCUCUGACCCAGCCAUGGCGGCAGCCGCGGGCGGCGGUGCCGGCGGGGGCCCGCGGGAGCCUCCGCACACGCUGCAGGGGCUGCUGGAGAUGGCGGUGGUGGCCGGCGAGGCGCAGCCCGAGCCCCGCGAGCCGAUGGGCGAGGAGAGGCAGCAGUGGCUCCGCGCCGCCGUGUCCGAGGCUCUGGGCAGCGCCGGCGGCGAUCGGGGCGAGCUCCAGCGGUGCCUGGCCGUGCUGGCCGAGCCCUGCCCGGGCGAGGAGGCGGCCGAGAGGGGCCCGGGGGACACCGCGGCUCACGAGCAGGCCCUGGAGGAGCUGGCCGAGCUGUGCGAGAGCCUGGACAACGCCACGGAUUUCUGCUCCCUGGGGGGCCUGCAGGCCGUGCUGGGGCUGCUGGGGCACCCCUGGCCCCCCCUGCGCUCGGGGGCCGCUCGGGUGCUCGGGGCCUGUGCCCAGAACCUUCCGGGGGCCCAGAGCCGGGCCCUGGCCCUGGGGGCUCUGCCCGCCCUGCUGGGGGCUCUGAGGGGAGACCCCGACCCCAGGGUGCCUCCGGCCGCCCUCUUCGCCAUCUCAUGCCUGGUGCGGGCCCAGCCCGAGGGGCUGCAGCAGCUCGAGGCUCUGGGGGGGCUGGAGGUGCUGGGGGGGUCCCUGCAGAGCCCCCACCCCCCCCUGCGGGCCAGGGCGGCGUUCCUGCUGCACUGCCUGCUGAAAGAGCACCCCAGGCUGAAAGAGCCGCUGCUGGGUUUGGGUUUGGUUCCCCGGGUGGUGGCGCUGCUGCGCUCGGAGCACGACGGGGCCCACGAGCACGGCCUGGGCACGCUCUGCAGUUUGGCCUCGGGCUGCCCCGGGGCCGUGCGGGAGCUGCGGGCGCCGGCGCUGGGGCUGGAGGAGCUGCUCAGGGAGCGGCGGCGGCGCCUGCGGGGACGGGACGAGUUCCAGGAGGAGCUGGAAUUCUGCGAGCGCCUCCUGCAGCUCUGCUUCGAGACCCCCCCUGAAGAAGCCACCAUGGACCGGUGACCCCAAAACGCCCCAAAAUUACCCCAAAAAUCCCCCCCAAAAAAACCCCAAAAUCUGUGACACCCCCCCCACCAAGGCCAGGGGGGAAUAAACGCUCCAGGCCUGA